Mesoplodon densirostris (Blainville's beaked whale) is the source of this 3588-nucleotide messenger RNA. RefSeq names its product RNA binding motif protein 20 (gene RBM20). Gene Ontology annotation, cellular component: nucleus. NCBI's taxonomy places the organism in Eukaryota, Metazoa, Chordata, Mammalia, Artiodactyla, Ziphiidae. The record is from RefSeq and is a predicted model, not a curated record. The transcript has 14 exons. Gene Ontology annotation, molecular function: mRNA binding; zinc ion binding. The coding region runs from base 1 to 3588 and encodes 1195 amino acids. Gene Ontology annotation, biological process: regulation of RNA splicing.
AUGAGCCAGGACGCCGAGCCCAGCGGCCCCGAGCAACCGGACAGAGAUGCGCACAGCGUGCCUGGUGCCCCGGCGCCCCCAGCGCCCCCAGGCCCGAGAGGGAUGCAGCCGCCGCCACCGCCUCCGCCCCAAGCCGGCCUACCCCAGAUCAUCCAAAAUGCCGCCAAGCUCCUGGACAAGACCCCGUUCUCGGUCAGUAACCCAAACCCGCUGCUUCCUUCGCCCGCGAGCCUCCAGCUGGCUCAGCUGCAAGCUCAGCUCACCCUCCACCGGCUAAAGCUGGCACAGACAGCCGUCACCAACAACACCGCGGCCGCCACCGUCCUGAACCAAGUCCUCUCCAAAGUGGCCAUGUCCCAGCCUCUCUUCAACCAGUUGAGGCAUCCGUCCAUGAUCAGCUCCCCCCAUGGCCACACCGGGGUGCCCCAACACACAGCAACCAUGCCCAGUGCCCGGUUUCCCUCUAAUGCAAUUGCCUUCUCGCCCCCGGGCCAGACACGAGGCCCAGGGCCCUCUGUGAGCCUUCCCAGCCAGCCCCCCAAUGCCAUUGUGAUGCACCCUUUCAGCGGGGUCAUGCCUCAGACCCCUGCCCAGCCAGCAGUCAUCUUGGGCAUUGGCAAGACUGGGCCCGCCCCUGCUGCAGCGGGAUUCUACGAGUAUGGCAAAGCCAACUCGGGCCAGGCAUAUGGAUCUGAAACUGAUGGUCAGCCCAGUUUCCUGCCAGCCUCAGCCUCUACCUCGGGCGGCGUGACCUAUGAAGGGCACUACAGCCACUCAGGGCAAGAUGGCCAAGCCGCCUUUCCCAAGGACUUCUACGGACCCAAUGCCCAAGGGUCGCAGGUGGCAGGUGGAUUUGCGGCUGAGCCGGCCGGGGGCUUGAAAGGCGAGGUAGGUCCGCUGCUGCAGGGUCCGAACAGCCAGUGGGAGAGCCCCCAUGGAUUCUCUGGCCAAAGCAAGCCCGAUCUUAGAUCAGUCCCCAACCUGUGGCCUCCAGCCCCCAGCCAACCCUAUGAGCUGUAUGACCCCGAGGAGCCCACCCAAGACAGGACCCCUCCUUCCUUUGGGGGUCGGCUCAACAACAGCAAACAGGGUUUCAGCGGAGCCUGGCAGCGGGCCACGGAGGAGCAGGCGACGCUGUCUGUGCAGCCCUUGCAGGCGCACGAGCUGAAUGACUUUCACGGUGUGGCCCCCCUCCACCUGCCCCACGUCUGUAGCAUCUGCGACAAGAAGGUGUUUGAUUUGAAGGACUGGGAGCUGCAUGUAAAAGGGAAACUACAUGCUCAGAAAUGCCUGCUCUUCUCUGAAAACGCCGCUCUCCGGUGUGUACUCGGUUCCACAGAGGGAACACUGUGUGCCUCUCCCAACAGCACAGCCGUUUAUAACCCUGCUGGGAACGAAGAUUACUCCUCAAAUCUUGGAACAUCAUAUGCGGCCAUUCCUGCGAGGUCAUUUACUCAGUCAAAUCCCGCAUUCCCUUCAGCUUCCCCAGGGACAAAUCGGAAAACGGGUGCUGGCCGCGUGGUACACAUCUGCAAUCUGCCGGAGGGAAGCUGCACCGAGAAUGACGUCAUUAACCUGGGGCUGCCCUUUGGAAAGGUCACUAAUUACAUCCUCAUGAAGUCUACUAAUCAGGCCUUUUUAGAGAUGGCUUACACAGAGGCUGCCCAGGCCAUGGUCCAGUAUUACCAAGAAAAAUCUGCCAUGAUCAAUGGUGAGAAGUUGCUCAUUCGGAUGUCCAAGAGAUACAAGGAAUUGCAGCUGAAGAAACCUGGGAAAACCGUGGCUGCCAUCAUCCAGGACAUCCAUUCCCAGAGGGAGAGGGACAUGUUCCGGGAAGCAGACAGAUACGGCCCAGAAAGGCCGAGAUCUCGAAGUCCGGUGAGCCGGUCAUUGUCCCCGAGGUCCCACACUCCGAGCUUCACCUCCUGCAGCUCUUCUCACAGCCCCCCGGGCCCCUCUCGGGCCGACUGGGGCAGCGGCCGGGACUCGUGGGAGCACUCUCCCUACGCCAGGAGGGAGGAAGAGAGAGGCCCGGUCCCCUGGAGGGAGAACGGGGAGGACAAGAGGGACAGGACGGACACGUGGGCGCAUGACCGCAAACAGUACCCCCGGCAACUGGACAAGGCCGAGCUAGACGAGCGGCUGGAAGGAGGGAGGGGCUACCGAGAAAGGCACCCGAGGUCUGGGUCCCCCAACCCGCUCCACUCCGCGUCGGGAUACAAAAGCCGAGAAGACGGCUACUACCGCAAAGAGUCCAAGGGCAAAUCGGACAAGUAUCUAAGGCAGCAGCAGGAUGUCCCUGGGAGGUCCAGGAGGAAAGAUGAGGCCAGGCCGCGGGAAGGCAGACACGCCCCCCCUGACGACUCGGGCAGGGAAGACGGGCUGGAACCGAAGGGCACCAAGUCGAAGCAGAGUGAGAAGACCAGAACCAAGAGACCUGAGAGAGACCAAGACGGAGCCGAUAGGAAAGAAAGCAGAAAGGCAGAGAAUGAGGCUGAAAAAGAGGAACAGGACAGCAUGGAAGAGAGCCCCCUGCAUCUGGGCAGGCAGGAGAAAGAAACAGAGUCCUCUGAUGCAGAGAACACAAAGGCAAGGAAGGAGCAAGAUUCGGAGAGUGGAAGUGAGGCAGAGGGGGAGAGCUGGUGCCCCACGAACAUGGAGGAGCUGGUUACAGUGGACGAGGUGGGGGAGGAAGAAGAUUUUAUCAUGGAACCGGACAUCCCAGAACUGGAGGAAACUGUGCCCAUCGAACAGAAGGACAAAAUCUGUCCAGAAAUAUGUCCCUGUGUGACAACCACCUUAGACCUGGACUUAGCCAAAGAGGUCACCAAGGAGGGAGUCAAGACCGUAGGUAAGGAGGCUGCGGAAGUCAGCCUCAAGUCGCCCAAAGAACUGCCUUCUGCUUCCAUGAGCUGUCCCAGUGACAUGGACCUGGAAACGCCUGGCCUAAAUGUGGAUGUUGAGCGGAAGCCAGAUGAAUGCGAGACGGGCCUCUCACUGGAGAGCUCAGAUGUUCGUCUGGCCCCUACACUCCAGCAAAUGUCUUCCCCCAGGCCAGCAGAGGAGAGGGCCUGGCAGCCUGGCCCCUUUCUUGAUGACUGUAAGGCCAGGGGGACCCUGGAAGAUGGGGCUGGUGAAGGCAGCCCCCUGGAGGAGAAAGCCAGCCCCCUCACCGAAACAGACCUCCAAAGCCAGGCUUGCCACGGAGUGUUGACCCAGGAUAACUCCAGGUACAUGGAAAUGAAAUCUCUGGACGUGAGGUCACUGGAAUACGCUGAAGUGGAGCUGAAACAGCCCCUUUCUUUGCCUUCCUGGGAACCUGAGGAUGUGUUCAGUGAACUUAGCAUUCCUCUAGGGGUGGAGUUCGUGGUGCCCAGGACCGGCUUUUAUUGCAAACUGUGUGGGCUGUUCUACACGAGCGAGGAGAUGGCAAAGAUGAGCCACUGUCGCAGUGCUGUCCACUACCGGAACUUACAGAAGUACUUGUCCCAGCUGGCCGAGGAGGGCCUGAUGGAGACAGAACGGGCAGGCAGCCCUCGGCCCGAGGACAGCGGAGUCGUGCCACACUUUGAAAGGAAAAAGCUCUGA